This is a messenger RNA of Nannospalax galili (Upper Galilee mountains blind mole rat), 3114 nucleotides long. It is a transcript of the gene Wdfy1, whose product is annotated as WD repeat and FYVE domain containing 1. Bases 106 to 1338 code for a protein of 410 amino acids. Gene Ontology annotation, molecular function: metal ion binding; protein binding. Lineage: Eukaryota; Metazoa; Chordata; Mammalia; Rodentia; Spalacidae. The record is from RefSeq and is a predicted model, not a curated record. The transcript has 12 exons.
GCGCACAAGCCGCCCGGUCGCCCCGGGCAACCGGCGCGUCCCCGCCCGGCGCCCGCCGGGGCCGUCAGCUGAUGGGCCGGCCGCGGGGGAGGCCGUGGCGCGAACAUGGCGGCCGAGAUCCACUCCAGGCCGCAGAGCAGCCGCCCGGUGCUGCUGAGCAAGAUAGAAGGACACCAGGACACCGUCACGGUCGCGCUGCUCAUCCCCAAGGAGGACGGCGUGAUCACGGCUAGCGAGGACCGAACCAUCCGAGUAUGGCUGAAGAGAGACAGUGGCCAGUACUGGCCCAGCAUCUACCACACAAUGGCCUCUCCUUGCUCUGCUAUGACUUACCAGCACGACAGCAGACGGAUAUUUGUGGGCCAGGAUAAUGGGGCUGUAAUGGAAUUUCAUGUUUCUGAAGAUUUUAAUAAAAUGAAUUUUAUCAAGACCUACCCAGCCCAUCAGAACCGGGUGUCUGCCAUCAUCUUCAGCUUGGCCUCCGAGUGGGUGAUCAGCACUGGCCACGACAAGUGUAUCAGUUGGAUGUGCACGCGCAGCGGGAACAUGCUGGGCCGGCACUUCUUCACGUCCUGGGCUUCAUGCUUACAAUAUGAUUUUGAUACUCAGUAUGCCUUUGUUGGUGAUUAUUCAGGACAGAUCACCCUGCUGAAGCUUGAACAGAGCAUGUGUUCAGUGAUCACGACCCUCAAGGGACAUGAAGGUAGUGUUGCCUGCCUCUGGUGGGACCCUAUUCAGCGAUUACUCUUCUCAGGAGCAUCUGACAACAGCGUCAUCAUGUGGGACAUCGGGGGAAGGAAAGGCCGAACACUCCUUCUUCAAGGCCACCAUGACAGGGUGCAGUCGCUGUGUUACCUUCAGCUCACGAGGCAGCUUGUCUCCUGCUCAUCCGAUGGUGGGAUUGCCGUGUGGAACAUGGAUGCUAACAGAGAAGAGGCUCCUCAGUGGUUGGAAAGUGAUUCCUGUCAGAAGUGUGAACAGCCCUUCUUCUGGAACAUAAAGCAGAUGUGGGACACGAAGACGCUGGGGUUGAGACAGCAUCACUGCAGGAAAUGUGGGCAGGCCGUCUGUGGCAGGUGCAGCAGCAAGCGUUCCAGUUACCCAGUCAUGGGCUUCGAGUUCCAGGUCCGAGUUUGUGACUCCUGUUAUGACUCCAUCAAAGAGGAGGAUCGGACGUCUCUAGCAACCUUUCACGAAGGAAAACACAACAUUUCCCAUAUGUCCAUGGACAUUGCGAGGGGACUGAUGGUGACCUGUGGGACCGAUCGGGUCGUAAAGAUAUGGGACAUGACGCCUGUGGUGGGCUGCAGCCUGGCGACUGGAUUUUCUCCACAUUGACCUGGAAUCUGGGUGAUGUCUACACGUUAUGCACAGCAACCUCCAUCCAACCAAACCCCCUCUCUUGUAGCUCGACAGUCACUGUCGUGUAAAUGGACAAUAGCCACCUGAAAACAAAUCAAUAUUUUUAAAAAGAAAAAAUACGUGUUUUGGGGUAUUUGUGGAACUUACCUAUGGGGACUAACACGGAAAAGGUCUGUACAUAGUGAUCUCCAAAGGAAUGGAAUCCUCACGAACACUGAGCUAAUGGGCGAGGAGGGAAUCUAUGAAAGUUUUAGAGAGGUACCUUUUUUUGAACAAAGUUAAUACUUAGAACUUCUUAAAAGCAGCUCCAAGCUAGAUGUGCUGGCACAUGCCUUUAGUCCCAGCACUCAGGUGGCAGAGGCAGGCAGAUCUCUGUGAGAUCAAGGCCAGCCUGGUUUACCUGGUAAGGUACAGAAUAACUGGGGCUUCAGGGAAACUUGUUUCAAACAAACAAAACAAAACGACAAAACAAAAAGCAACCCCAAGAGCAAACGUCCAGUGCACUCAGGGUAGUGAGAGGCCGCUUUGAGGGUCCCUGAGGGCACUCUGUUGUCCAAGCAGGAGUUGAGGGAAAGAGGACUUGUUCCUUCCCCAGGGGAGGUGUAGCCUCCCUGUGUGCUGGCCAUGUGUGUAACCCAAGCCCCUCCCUGUGUGCUGGCCGUGUGUGAGUGCCCUCUGCACUGAGCUGUUGAUACGCUUCUUCGAGGUCUCUGUUCUUUUCAGGAUGUGCCGUAAUCUGCUCUUGCGUUUGGGUGACUUCAGUCACUUCUCUCGCAGCCAGUGUGCCCUGGUGAACCUCUGCAGUUGUCAUGGCACAAGACAGCCCAUGUUCUUCCCUUUACCCAAAUCUGCUCUUAGGACAAAGCUUUUUUAUGGUGCUUUUGGCACAAGCCUCCUGACAUUUUCUCUUUGUAGCUAGUCAUGACUGAUGGCAUACCCAGCUACCAGCAUGGUGGUGAUGAAUGCCAUCAGCCUGGCCCAUAGAAUCCCCCACCUCAGCCUUUUUGGAGUCUCAAGAUGAGCUCCUGUGGUAAUUUAACUUAUGCCCCUCAGGAAAAGUACUCCAAAGCUUUCAGAUGAUGCUGUUUUAGUUGUAACUCCUGUCACUCAUGCUUCAUAGGAGGAAUUCAGUGGCCCUGGGCUGUAAUCAUCGGUCAGGUCUUGUACAGUCAUCCCUUACUUGUGAAUCACAUUUGUGACACCUGGAAAGUUGUUGGGUAUAAUGCAUUUUCAAGGUUUUUGACCACAGAGUACCAGGAUGAGGAAGAGGGAAGAUGGAGCUUUGAGUGUUCAAGUAUUUAUGUUUGUCUUGACAGUAGCACAUUCCUUUAAGACUGUGGGAGUGAGUAGAGAAGGGCUUAGGAGGUUGACAAAGUUUGAUGGGCAAUUAAACUAAGAUGUAUCAGUGGCUGUGUGGCACAAAUAACUAGAAAAGGCGAGGCAGCCGGGAGUAGUGGGCUCUAGAUCUGCAUUAAAAGCUGGCUUGUCUUCUGAAGUAGGACCGAAGGGUUUUGUUGCUUCUUUUCAUUUUUAUGUUACACCACUUGAAAAGGAUGUUUCCUUUAUAGAUUUUCUUGGACUCUGCAAAAUGUGAAUUGCUAACUGGUUUGGAGGAGAUGUGGAAUGGUGCUCUGAAACCGCCGUAUAGAAUGUUGUCUUUGUAUAGUCACGUUAUAGUUUGUUGUUCUCCUCGUGGAAAGUGCUGUUCUGGAAAUUUUAUUGAGUCUAGAAAUAAAAUAGAAUAUGACCGGG